ACACAAAUGUUGCAACACAAUCUGAAAUUUCCUCUUUUCUUUCCUUCCUGCAUUUCUUACAGGUUCCUUUGCGUCAGAAGGCAAAAAAGAAAAGUCAAGGGUUCUUUAUAAUGAGCCGACGGAGGAUAUCGUGCAAAGAGCUGGGGCAAGCCGAUUGCCAAGGAUGGCUCUACAAAAAGAAGGAAAAAGGAGCUUUCAUUGGCAACAAAUGGAAAAAGUUCUGGUGCGUGCUAAAGGAGUCAUCGCUGUAUUGGUACAGCAGUCAGCUGGCUGAAAAAGCAGAAGGAUUUAUAAGACUUCCAGACUUCAGUGUGGAUCGAGCAAUUGAAUGCAAAAAAAAGCAUGCUAUUAAGAUCAGCCACCCACAGAUCAAGACAUUUUAUUUUGCAGCAGAAAAUGUUCUGGAAAUGAACACGUGGCUAAGUAAGCUGGGAAUGGCUGUAGACCCUCAGGCACCAAACAGGAAGAAUGAGGAAGAAUGCUACAGUGAAAGUGAGCAUGACGACCCCGAAAUAACAGACACGCCACCUCCACCCUACACAGUCCAGACCCCACCUCCUCCUUCGGAUCAGCAGAAGUCAUCAUUCACCUCAACUCUGUCAAGUGAAGCAUCUUGCUCUCUCUCCUCUCCUGAAAGCACUUUCAAUUCCCAAGAAUCAUCGUCUUCCUUGACAUCCAAAGUGGUUUAUUCCGAGAGGCAGUCCUGGCUUGACCUGGUGAACAGCUCUGCCACGGAAGAGGGUGAUCAGCCAUUAACAUUCUGCGUACAGAUCCAUUCUGCCGAGGCGCCACAAGUGGUCUGUGCGGAUGCAGCAGAAAGCCAGGAAGUCCAGCUCUCCCAACCCAAUGGUGGAUCCCAAACCUCUUACCUAAGUGCAGAUACACAUUGUCUAGCUGUGCCAGAUGCAGCAGGACAGCGAUCACCAGCCAGAGACCAGGAAAAGUGUGAUGAUGAUGAUGAGAUGGAGCGACUUUACAAGUCAUUGGAGCAAGCGAGCCUGUCUCCCAUUGGUGAUCGUCGACUGUCAACUAAGAAGGAGCUUAGGAAGUCAUUUAUCAAGCGCAGCAAAAACCCCUCCAUUAAUGAGAAACUCCACAAAAUUCGAAUGCUGAACAGUACAUUAAAGUGUAAGGAACAUGACCUGGCCACAAUUAACCAGUUGCUAGAAGACCCAAAGUUGACAGCGGUGAAGUACAGAGAGUGGAGGAGCACAAACAUCAUGCUGGUCCAAGAUAUUUAUCAGCAGCAGGAGGUCCAGGACACAUCCACAGAGAAUAGUGAAGAGCAAGAAAUGACUCCACAGCCAGUCACUGAAAGUGCUAUUUGAUCAAUGGCACAUGACAAGAUUUUUCUGCACGGGUCUUCACGUACAAGCGAUUUAAGCUGCUGUAUCUUGAGGUUUGUUUUUCGCAAGUGUGCUUAAAAGGAAAACAACCCAGUCUCCAAAGUUUUAAAUGUUCUUGCAGAGCUCAUUUAAUGUCAAAUGGACAAGUUUCCCAAACUUGCCCAAGUUGCCCAGAAAUCACGCCUGAAUGUGGCCUGCAUACGUAAGAAGACUAUUUAACAAAGCAGCAAAGAAACGUUUUUCAGUUUUUGGAGAAAAAAAUUAUAAGUGUCCAGCUCCUGAAGGAUGCAGAACUAUGUAAUAUCUACUGUAUAAAUAUGAGAUCCUUGGGAUUGUUUUAACUAUACACCUUACCUUGAAAUGAAGCUAAACUGAUCCCAACAGGAUGUAGCCUACUCUACCUUUUUACCCUCUAUGGUAACCUGAUGUAUUAGUUUUCAUCUCUGUACCCAUUUACUUUCACCACUCAACCACUUUAAAUGGAGACAAAUGGAAGAGCAAUUGUGCAUGAGUUGAUAAUGUUGACAGCUGCCAGGCACCCAGUUUGGGUUCUGCCUGAUGCUUUAUGAGUUUCAAAUUUAUUUAUGGUCCAGACCAAGAAGGUACUGUCUUUCUACAAGAAGAAGAGGUCUCUAAGUUUUUUGCUAACAUGUAAUUUACUCUUCAGUGAGAUAAGAUUCAACUUUUCUUAUGGACUUGGCAGAAUUUCUUGGAAGAAUUAUGUUCUUCUUUCUUUUUUUGGCAACUGGGAGUAUAAAAGGUACAAGUUCAUCCCAGAGUCCAACUUAAGGAAGGUGAUCAUAUUCACAAGCCAGAAGCUAAAUGACUCAACUCCUAAUGUGGACCUAGAAGUGUAAAACAAAGCUGCAAAUAUUUUUGUAAAUAUAUGUAAUUUUAUUACUUAUAUGAAUGUGACUAUGUACUGUAUAGAUGUUUUAUUUAUAUAUUUAUAUAUGCUGAAUUUCCUAAUAUAAAUAGGCACAUGUGGACCAAGCCCACUCAGCUGGGAGUGCUUACAGAUUGACUUGAAAUGCCUCUUUAUUUUGUGUUCCAUUAUAGAUCACAGUAAUCGCUCUGCAGCUGAGACUACCCUGAGGCAUAUGCUGUGGCUCUUUCUUCUGCUUUUCUAGCUUUGAGUUUUAGAUGAAGAAAAUCUGUACAACUUAGGGCCUGAAAAAAGUUUUCUAGAGAGUUUGAAGAGUUCCCUUUGAGGGGAAAAAAAAUAAGAGGUUUUGCUGCAGGAUCAUGACUUUUUGGGUUCAUUGUCCUCAUUACAAGGUUUUAGGCUUUUGCCUUCCUCUCUUCUGCAGUAUAAGGAAUUUUGCAGAGUGCUGAAUUUUGAAAAGCAAGAAUUAGUCCACCAUUCCCAAAUAAAUGUCACUACAGGAACCGUGACAAUCCGCACUUCUGUUGAUAUUUCGUGAGGAUAUUUGUCAUUAGUUUUCAAUACAGUUUAUCUUUUAAAGCAAAAUACACUAUAGACAUGCAGCCAUAUUCACCUCUCUUUAUACAUUUUAUGUUUUAUCAUAGCUUGAUUGACAAAACAAAAGAUAGUGGUGUUAGUGGGAACAUAUGAAAUCUUUUCCACCUGUGUAGUGAUUUGUUUGAGUGUUGAUAUUGCACUUUUAAUACUCAACAGCUUUGCUUUUAAAAUAGAGGCAAGGAAAUAGAUGAAGAUGACUAAAUGGGGAAGCAGACACAAAAUCCUGGAUGGUUAAAAAGCUAUUCUUUUCAGGAAAUCAUCAUAUGAAUGGUGAUUCCAUCACUUCACUAAUUCUAAUUAGAAGUUAAGCAAGCUAAAUACCUGCUGCAAUUUUGUUUAGAGUAACUGCAUCUUAAAAUGGAGCCCAUUUUUUGGUUGC
Molecule: messenger RNA, 3208 nt
Organism: Melozone crissalis (California towhee)
Lineage: Eukaryota; Metazoa; Chordata; Aves; Passeriformes; Passerellidae
Gene: IPCEF1
Product: interaction protein for cytohesin exchange factors 1
Exons: 9
Coding region: 111-1328 (405 amino acids)
Source: RefSeq, a predicted model, not a curated record